Messenger RNA from Amphimedon queenslandica, 1783 nucleotides. Its product is annotated as heat shock 70 kDa protein 12A-like. Lineage: Eukaryota; Metazoa; Porifera; Demospongiae; Haplosclerida; Niphatidae. The transcript is spliced from 2 exons. Bases 370 to 1725 code for a protein of 451 amino acids. The record is from RefSeq and is a predicted model, not a curated record.
UACCAAGUUUCAAAUUGCUAGCAUAAAUAAUAGAGAAGUUAUAAGGGUGGGUCAGUGGUCAAACUCAACUGAAACCGACUAUAAAAAGAGAAAAAGUAAGUUAUAACUAAAAAGCCAUAUAUGCAGCCAGAUUAAUUAAAGAUCUACAUUAAUUAUCACAAUAAUCACUUUUAGAAUGUUGACAGACAAACACUAGUUGAGUCAUUUUCUGGCGAGAAGUUUUAUCUGAUUGAAGUCAUUGCCUUUAUACUGCAGUACUUGAAGGACCUGUUGAUAGAUCAUCACUGUCGUGGUGCUACACCAUUGAAGACAACAGAUUUUGAUUGGGUCAUUACUGUACCUGCUAUAUGGGAUGCACGAGGAAAAAGGAUGAUGAGAGAAGCUGCUUAUAUGGCUGGUCUCCUAACAGAGUCUAAAAGGAUCAGUGAGUUUACUCCUAUAUCAAGCAGUCCUUUACCAGUACCAGAUGAAGUUAAUCCUGACAAGCUGUCACUAGCAUUAGAGCCUGAAGCAGCAGCUCUUUAUAGCCAGGAAACAGUAGCAGAACAGAUCAAAGGUCAGCCAUCAGCAGCAGCUAUUAGUCAUCCUACAGAGUAUUUGGUAAUUGAUGCUGGAGGAGGUACAAUAGAUAUUACUGCUCACGUUGAAGUGGAUGGAGCUAUUGUAGUCCAGAAUGUACCUAUUGGUAAUGCAUGGGGUGGUACACAGGUCAAUGAAGAGUUCUCUAAACUACUUCAAAAAAUUGUUAAUGAUCCUGGCUUUGAAAAAUUUAUUGCUUCAGGAGAAUACACAAAAAAUCAAGCUACACUAAAUAAAAUUGUCUACAAUGAAUUUGAAAAGCAAAAGGUGCUUUUUGGCCAAGGAAAAAUGGAAGAAAUUGCAGUAGAACUUCCAAUUAACUCUGUCAAAUUCUAUGAGGAAGCUCUUGCUGAAGGAGUGAAAAAAAUGAGUGGUGUAGAAUAUGAGGACGAUACUCUUUACAUCAAUAAAAGUGUUACAGAGUCUAAGCUGUUUGGUCCAGUUAUCCAAGGCAUUAUUGAUUGCACACUAUCAGCUAUUGACAAAAUUGACAACUGCCCCAACACAUUUUACCUGGCCGGUGCUUUUGGAGGGUGCAAAUACGUUCAUGAAAAGGUCAGUCCUGCUAUAAAGAGGUACUAUCAGUCUAAAGGUCACACUGACACAUGCUCUGUAUUAGUACCUCCUACUCCUCAUUUAGCUGUUGCCACUGGAGCUGUUAUGUGGCGUAAGAAUCCUGAGAAAUUCAAAGCAAGACGAGUUGAUGCAACUUAUGGAAUAGGAAGUGCAACUACAUUUGAUCCUAAAAAACACGAUGAAGCUCAUAAGUAUUACAGUGAAGACCAUAAAAAAGACCGAUGUAAUCACAUCUUCAGAAUAUUUCUAGAGAAAGGGGAAUUAGCUAAAGCUGAUGAAGUUGUCACUACAACCUUAACUCCAUCUCGUGAGGAUAAAACAAUAAUGUACAUCCGAAUCUAUUCAACACCUCAGCUUGGAAUUCAGUAUAUCAAAGAUGAGAAUAAGAAACUAAUUGUUACUAUAAUUGGUGAACUUGUCCUUGAUGUUCCUAAUCCUGACAACUUGCCUUUAAGGCAGCGUAAAGUUGAUAUCACAAUGGAUUUCAGUGGUACAGAGAUACAAGCAAAAGCUCGCUAUCAUGUGACUGGCAAAGAAGUUAAGACUGUCUGUGAUUUUCUUUCUACUUAAAGUAUUAGACAAAACAAAAGUAGCAUGUUAGAAUUUUAGAAUUAAAUGGCUAUAUAAA